GUGUGGAGUGAUUGUUAGCAGACAGAACAGUGAGGGAGGCUUUCAGGCGUCUGUUAAGUUAACAAAGCACAGUCCUCUCCUUAUGUAGCUCUUAUUGUAUGAAUGAGUUAGUGUCACAGAGAGAACGUCAGCUGGACGAGACUCAACUGUUGUUUAUGCGUUUGUGAGUGAGGGAGUGGGACGGAUAUAAAGGGAGGAGAGAUAGCCAAGCGGAGAGGUGCUUCUAUUUGUUUUCAUUUUUCUGUAACGAUCGAGGAGCAACGGAAACACAGAUCGGCUGUCAGUCUCAGUGCACACACUGCAGAGAGGAGGACUCCUGUGGACGCACACGCACGUGUUCGCACCUGUUGAGCGGAUCUGUUCACGUCCUGCAGUCAUGUCUGUCUCCACGGGUGUGUGAGGGGCUGCUCGUGUCUAUCAGGGGUCUUCCUAUCUUACAGGGGAGAGAUGUCAUCGCUCUAUUCACGCAGCAAGGACCUUUCCUCUCGCUCCAGAAAGUCCCUGUCGGACUCGCCGCCCUCCUCCCCAUCCCCGAGCACCAAAACAUUCAGACAAGACCGGGUGUCAAGCAGGUCAGACCCUAGUGGUGUGGAGUCUCCAUCAGACAGACUGUCAGCCCGGACCAGCACAUACACACGCAGAGAGAACAGACUCGCCUCUCUGAGCAAAACAGAGGACGACUCGGCCAGCAAGGACUUUAAGAAGCUGUAUGAGGACGCACUGACUGAGAAUGAGAAGCUGAAGUCUCGACUGCAGGACAGCAAACAGGAGCUCACAAAAAUCCGCUCACAGCUUGACAGAGUCACACAGAAGCAGGACAGAAUAUCAGAGAGGUCCUCUGUAUUUGAAUCAGAGAAAAGGGAAAAAGAAGCUUUGGAGAAGAGGGUUACAGACAUGGAAGAAGAAUUAAAGACCUUUCCCGCUCUGGCUCGAUUACAGGCUCUCCGCAGGGGGAACGCGCGCCUCCUACAGGAGAAUAAAGCCAUGCUGCGCUCCCUCGCUCACUUCACUCAGACGGCCUCUCUCCCUGAGUCGGACGAUCUCUAGUCCUCCUCCCUAUCUCUCUGUGUCCCUUCCUCCUUCCUGUUCUCCGUUGCACCCUGUUGUCUUCCUCCUCUGUCCCGCUGCUGCUCACCUCUCAGGUUUUGACAGAACUCAAGUCUGAUAACCAGCGGCUAAAAGAUGAGAAUGGAGCAUUAAUCAGAGUCAUCAGCAAACUUUCCAAGUGAGGACAGCCGGUUAAAGAAGAAGAGAAAUACUGAACAGAAAGAGACCAAAUCUGAGAAUUUCACAAUGACUUAACAUUGAUCUGCUCUUGGUGCAGCAGCUCAAGGGUUAAAGAGUUUUGCUAACCAAAAGUUUCAAAUUUUGUCAUAAUUUACUUAUGUUGUUACAAACUGUUAUCACUUUCUUUCUUCUCUGGAACACAAAAUAAUUGUUCGUACAAUUCAUACAGUGAAAGUCAGUCAUCACCAAAACUGUUGUGUUCCAGAGAAGAAAGCAAGUAUCCACUUUCUUAAAAAAUAUGGUGAUAGCCUGAUUUAGAUAAUUUCUAUCUGGUUUAGGUGGUUGACUGAUGGGACAACCAGCUAGUGGAGCUGAGGUCAACCAACAUAACCGACCAUUUUUCUGCUGACGAAGGCCAGACUGAGUUGGUUAAGUGUUCAAAAACAUAAAUUGAACUAGUUAACUGGUUUUGCCACCUUAAGUUGGGCUGACUUGUAGUUUGCAGUAGGGUACUCCAAUCACACUGUAAGAACAGUGUUUGGUUGAAUGUCCAUAAUAGUCCAGGCUGGUUUAAAGGUGCUAAAAAUAAAGGUUCUUUAUUGACAUCAGUGGUUAUACAGUAUAUAUUAAGAACUGGUCACUUAAAGGUUCUUUGGGGAAACCCAAAAUGGUUCUUCUUUGAUAGGAAACCCCCUUUUUGGAAACAGAUUGCCACUAGUCUCCAUGUGGAACCAGCACAAACAUUCUCUUAAACCAGCAAAAUUUUGUUUGUGAGGCUGGUCAAGGUUUCUGAUGAAGCUGGCUGACUAGAAGACUCUUGCUUGUCAAGAAGCCUUGUGGGAACAACAGUACAUUUCGGAUAAACAGCCAAACCACAGCAUUGGUCACUAACUGUUCUGGUCUUUUCAGCAGGGAAAAGCUGAACAAACUGCCAUUCCCUUAAACGGUAUUUGAUCAUCAGUCAAAUCGAAUUAUUCUGAAAGCGGUCGUUUGGUUCAGUAUGAUCUUCAGAAGCUCUGCCAAAACAUUCUAAAAGGAAUGUUCCCACUGAGAGAUGAUGUCACUCUCCUCCUGUCAACCCAUUUGUCCUGCUUGCUUUUACAUUUGUAGAGUUUAUAUAUGACCUGAUGGGCUGAAGAAUGGAUAUGUCGAACCAGUCAAAUGUUUUAUAUUUAUUUGUGCCUUUUGUUUGUAAUUACGUGUAACUAUAUGGAUGAAACCGAAACACAUCACACAUAUGCCAUUUCAGAUGCUUUGUUUUUCAUAGUCCACAGUUUUUAACCUGUAAUCUUGAACCAAUGCUCACAGCACUUUGUUUGUGAUUUUUGUUGUUUGCCUGAGUAUUAAAAACACACUGUAAAAUACAAAAGAA
This is a messenger RNA of Carassius gibelio (silver crucian carp), 2599 nucleotides long. Its product is annotated as protein phosphatase 1 regulatory subunit 12B. The record is from RefSeq and is a predicted model, not a curated record. Lineage: Eukaryota; Metazoa; Chordata; Actinopteri; Cypriniformes; Cyprinidae. Gene Ontology annotation, cellular component: cytoplasm. Gene Ontology annotation, molecular function: phosphatase regulator activity; protein kinase binding; enzyme inhibitor activity. The transcript has 8 exons. Bases 448 to 1047 code for a protein of 199 amino acids.